CCUUCCGAGUGCUGCCUCCUUAUCACCACCACGAAUCUGCGCUACGACUACCGUCUGCCUCGCAAAAGGAGAGACUAGAGCAGUGCACUCUAGUGAGCAGGGUGGGUACCCCCUUUCCCCCCCGACCGCCGUCGCGCUCUCCCUCUUCUUCCCAUCUCGCCUCCUUCGCCGACGUGAUGCCCGCUCUCGGGCCCUCGGCCAUUGCAGGCGCCUGUGCCGGCCUCGUAUCGUCCAUUGUCACUUGCCCACUCGAUGUGGUCAAGACAAAGCUACAGGCUCAGACGUCGACCAGUCGCGCAGCUUCCUCAUCCUCAUCAUCCUCAUCAGCAACAGCAACAGCAAGCACCUCGCAGCUUCCGAGACCUCCGCAGCCUACUCCACCACCGAGAGGGGGUGCGGGCGCAGCAGCGGGGCCUUCCUCAUCGUCACUGUCAUCAGCGUCAAAGACGGCGAGUAGCGCCAUCAAGGGUGGAGAGGAGGAGCAGCUCUACAAGGGUCUCGUAGGCACGCUGCGCCGCAUCUAUCGAGACGAUGGAAUUCGCGGCUUCUAUCGUGGUCUCGGCCCAACCAUAUUUGGAUAUCUCCCGACCUGGGCCAUCUACUUUACAGUCUACGAUGGCAGCAAGGAGUUUCUAGCACGAAGAGGCGGGAUAGGUCAACGAGGAGGAGGGGACCAGUUCUUCGAUCACAUUAUCAGCGCUAUGACUGCGGGAGCAGCGAGUACCGUUUGUACGAGCCCGUUGUGGGUCGUCAAGACGAGGUUCAUGCUCCAAUCAACCAAGUCCCGCUCUCCAACAGACCCACCCCCCUACAAGCACACUCUCGACGCCUUCGUUAGAAUCAUGCAGACAGAAGGGCCUCGAGGCUUCUAUCGGGGGCUCCUCCCCUCCCUCCUCGGCGUAUCCCACGUAGCAGUCCAAUUUCCGCUCUACGAAUCACUCAAAGGCUGGGCGCGUGACUCUCCCCUCGCAGCAAGUGUGGUGGGCGGCGAGCCAGGAGAGAGGGAGUUGCCUGCGCAAGUCAUUCUGCUGUGCUCCAGCACGGCAAAGAUGAUUGCGAGCGUCUUGACGUACCCGCAUGAGGUCGUAAGGACGAGAUUGCAGAUGCAGCCCAGAGGGAAGGCGGUAAAGGUUGAGCAAGGUGGGCAAGCAGCAUCAGCAGCAGCAACGGCUGGGCCGAGCUCGACACAUUCAUUGCAGGGAAGCGUAGACUCACGGCGAGGCUAUUCCACCAGCACCACGUCAUUCUCAUCAGCAACGUCAAUACGUCGUCCUCCCUCACUCCAUCACCAACCGGCACGGCACCUCUUCACAUCCUCCCGCACAGCCGCUUCAGAGCCACAUGGCCUCAAGUACUCUGGCGUCAUUCGAACUGUCAAGACCAUCUUUGUCGAGGAAGGCGUGCGCGGUUUCUACAACGGCAUGGGCGUUAAUCUCGUACGGACCGUCCCCAGUAGCGCUUUGACUAUCUUGACAUAUGAGGUCAUGAUGGGACAUUUGACGCAGCCGCACAGAGGAGGGGGAGAUGAUCAUGGCGGAGGAGGAGGAGGAGCAGGGCAGGGCGAUGGGGAGACGGAGAGGUCGAGAUGAGCGAGACCGAGAUGAAGGGCAGGCAUCUCGAUGACCUGCUAGUACGCUACCGUACGCAACGCAUGCGCGUCUUCUGCGCUUGCGCUCUCAAUGAUUGUACAUUUAGACUUUCCCGCGACGACACAUCACCAUCACUACACCGCACAGAAGGCAUUGCAGCACCAGCCUCGGCGUCGCAUCGAGAGCUCUCCCACAUCUGAUCCGCUCUCAAAGCUUGAAGACGUAGCCCCCCUGCCUCUCCUUGACCUUCAUCUUCAACUCAGCU
This is a messenger RNA of Jaminaea rosea, 1854 nucleotides long. RefSeq names its product mitochondrial carrier. The record is from RefSeq and is a predicted model, not a curated record. The coding region runs from base 177 to 1589 and encodes 470 amino acids. Gene Ontology annotation, molecular function: pyrimidine nucleotide transmembrane transporter activity. Gene Ontology annotation, cellular component: mitochondrion. NCBI's taxonomy places the organism in Eukaryota, Fungi, Basidiomycota, Exobasidiomycetes, Microstromatales. Gene Ontology annotation, biological process: pyrimidine nucleotide import into mitochondrion. The transcript has 3 exons.